This is a messenger RNA of Ipomoea triloba (trilobed morning glory), 453 nucleotides long. RefSeq names its product RING-H2 finger protein ATL63-like. Bases 1 to 453 code for a protein of 150 amino acids. Lineage: Eukaryota; Viridiplantae; Streptophyta; Magnoliopsida; Solanales; Convolvulaceae. The transcript has a single exon. The record is from RefSeq and is a predicted model, not a curated record.
AUGGAAUUCCAACUCGAGUUGAUAGCCGCCUCCGCCGGCGCCGCCGCCUGUCUGGUUUUCUUGUGGCUCCGCCGUGAUGACGGCAGCCUCCACGACGGCGAAGACGACCCAACGGCGUUCAUCUUCAGCGCCGACGAUGAAAGUGACGGAGAAAAACGGCCUUACUGCGCCGUGUGUCUUAACAACAUCUCCGGCGGCGAGAGGUGCCGGAAGUUGAGGGAGUGCGGGCAUUGUUUCCACGUGGACUGCGUGGAUGCGUGGCUUCAGAACCACUCUACCUGCCCGCUGUGCAGAACCCAAGUCUCCGGUCACGUUUUCCGGCGUGAAUAUGAACGUGGGGUGUUGGAUUUCUUGGUUUCGUGGUCGGAGAUUAUCCUGGACAAGAUUUGCAACCCUCUUAACCAGGAGUUUAGCUCAAUGUUGUGUGAGGGGAUGCAUGGUAGUCGCUUAUGA